This is a messenger RNA of Komagataella phaffii GS115, 324 nucleotides long. Its product is annotated as 60S acidic ribosomal protein P1. The coding region runs from base 1 to 324 and encodes 107 amino acids. Gene Ontology annotation, cellular component: ribosome; cytosolic large ribosomal subunit. NCBI's taxonomy places the organism in Eukaryota, Fungi, Ascomycota, Pichiomycetes, Pichiales, Pichiaceae. Gene Ontology annotation, biological process: cytoplasmic translation; translational elongation. Gene Ontology annotation, molecular function: protein kinase activator activity; ribonucleoprotein complex binding; structural constituent of ribosome. The transcript has a single exon. The record is from RefSeq and is a predicted model, not a curated record.
AUGUCUGAAGCUAUCAUUUCAUACGCUGCUUUGAUCCUGGCUGAUGCCGGAAAGGAAAUUAGCGCUGACAACUUGUCCGCUAUCGCUAAGGCUGCCGGUGCCUCCGUUGACCAAGUUUGGGCCGAUGUUUUCGCCAAAGGUUUGGAAGGCAAGGAUUUGAAGGAAUUAUUGUUUUCUUUUGCCGCCUCUGGUCCAGCCACUGGUGGUGCUGCUGCCGGUGGUGCUGCUGCUGCUGCUGGUGAAUCCGAGGCUGCUGCUGCUGAGGAGGCCGAAGAGGAGAACGAGGAGUCCGACGACGACAUGGGAUUCGGUCUAUUUGACUAA